AUGAUCUGUUCGACAGAUUCAAGAAAAUAUACGAGAUUUGGUAACAAGUUUUUAGUUAAUCAAGAAGAUCAUUUUUAUUACGUGACUACGGGAAAUUAUGAAUCAUUUGUGAAAGAAAUUAGGAAACAAAAAUCUUUACUCAACGAAAGAGAUGAUCAUGGAAGAACAUUACUUUACAUAGCAGCAAGAAAUGGUUUUCAUAAUAUAUGUCAUUUCUUAUUAAGAGCCGGGUGUAAAAUUAACGAAACUCAAAAUGAUGGAAGCACUGCUCUUCAUGCAGCAGCGUUUUAUGAACAUCAAUCAAUAGUCGAACUCUUGCUUGAAUAUGAAGCAAAUCCAAGAAUAAGAAACAAGUUUGGAAAUAAUCCUCAAGAUGAAACUCGCAGUCAACAUAUUAAAAAUUGCAUUCUGUCGAAAACUGAUGAUAAGAUUAAUUCAUUAUUAAAUAAGUUGAAAAGUGAUGGAUUCGCCAAAAAUUUGGUUGUCAUAAAACGUUUUGAUAAAAUUAUUGCUAAAAAGAUUUUGAGAAAUUUGGACUACUGUUUGGAAUAUUCGACAUCAAAUUUAAAUAAAUGUUGGACAUUAGCCUGGCAUGGUACUUACUAUAAACAUUUAGAGUCAAUUGUGAAGCAUGGAUUACAUCCGGCUGGUACCGUUUUAUCACCUGGACAUCAAAUUUCUCCACAGAACGGUCAUAUUCGUUUGAAUAUGAAAAUAGGAUCAUUUACAAAUUGGGCCAAUGCAAUAUUCAUUUCACCAAGCAUAUUUUAUGCAGCAGAUAUCGCAUAUUCAGAAAGAAUAUUUUCUGAUAAUCAACGAUGGUGCGUUUUAGUCGAAACACGAGUAAAACCAGGUUCAUUUACUAAACACAAACAGACUCUGUUGAAUCAAAGAGAAUUAUUACCAGGUGAACCAAAAGAUUUAGAAUAUAGAGUAGCUGUAAAAUCCGAUGAAGACUUUAUUCUACGAGUGGAGUCGAGUAGAAAUGUUAUAGUCACUGCGGUGGUUUUUGUGAAUUUAACGUUUCUUGAAAAUAUCGAUGAAUAUUAUCAAGGAGAAGAUUUAUUCGCUAAUUCAGAAUCUGAAAGAGCUCUUUUUCAAUAA
Rotaria sp. Silwood2 is the source of this 1104-nucleotide messenger RNA. The record is from the annotation of a GenBank genome assembly. NCBI's taxonomy places the organism in Eukaryota, Metazoa, Rotifera, Eurotatoria, Philodinida, Philodinidae.